AUGGCAAUGAAUUCAACAUGGUUUACUUUCAUCAACGAAGUCGAUUCGAGCACUUCUACCUAUUCCAAUUUGACAUCUUCAAAUCUCUCCUCACUAAUAUUCUCGAAUUCGACAUAUUCAAACGAAUUUGUCUUAUCGAAAGUAACAACAAUUACUCUCAUCUGCUUGGUUUGCUUCAUGACGCUGCUAACCGUAACGGGUAACUUAUUAGUGAUCAUUGCGUUUAUAUGCGAUCCGAGAAUACGAAGUUAUUCCAAUUGCUUUAUUCUCAAUCUAUCAAUCGCAGAUCUACUUGUUGGACUUAUCUGCAUUCCACUUUACGCACACAAAUUUAUCUUUGAUGAAUGGUAUCUCGGUUACCAUCUGUGCAAAUUAUGGUUAGUGUUCGAUUACGUUGUCGGUUCAGCAUCGACUCUGUGUAUUGUGGUGAUUUCAUAUGAUCGAUAUCAAAUGGUUUCCAAAGGUUUAGACUAUCUAUCGAAUAUCUCCAUUCAACGUGCAUUAAAGUUCAUUUUUGGAACAUGGAUCAUUGCCCUACUCAACUACGGCCCUGCUAUAAUCUUAUGGGAUUGGUUGCCUGGUAAUGACCCAUAUCAACACCACACGUGUCAUCCACCGUUUGCUAAACAUUUUCUAUAUCUUGUUACAACAGCAUGUGUGGAAUUUUUCGUUCCAUUCUUUAGUCUAAUUACUCUCAAUCUGCUCGUUUAUAUUAAUAUUCGGCGACGUUCGCGUGGACUUGUACGAAGCAACACUUUAAAACUACAAAGAAAUGGUCACUAUGAAACUUUCCUCACUGCUCAUGCACCUCGUGUAUCAGAUCUUGGUCUAUCGCGAAAACAUUCGAAAGUAUCGGCAUUAGUUCGGGAUCGGCGUGCGGCGAAAAAUCUUUUCGUUCUCGUUUUCGCAUUCGUUAUCUGUUGGUGUCCGUAUACAUUACUAACAUUAAUUCGUGCAUUAUGUAAACAAGAAGAUAAAUGCAUCCCAACGUUAAUCUAUGAAAUCACCUUUUGGUUAUUAUGGUUCAAUUCAACAUUAAAUCCAUUUCUUUACUCAUGUUUACAUGUGAAAUUUCGUGAAGCAUUUUAUCGGAUUUUAUGCUUUCAGAAACGUAAACAUCGACAUCAGACACGAGGUAAUCGAGUUUAA
Adineta ricciae is the source of this 1149-nucleotide messenger RNA. NCBI's taxonomy places the organism in Eukaryota, Metazoa, Rotifera, Eurotatoria, Adinetida, Adinetidae. The record is from the annotation of a GenBank genome assembly.